UUAUGUGUUGCUCAUCAGUUGUGCUCAUCUAGGAAAUUUAUGGGUAAAUUUCAGUGUUGCUUUGAUCCAGAAGACCAGGAGUACCUGAAACAAGCGUGGUUAACUCUGCAACCAUCAGGCGAGAGUGUGUCUUCAUCUCCAUGGAUUCGUCCAAUUCGAUUCAAUUUUUUUUCUUGGUCAGAUAAACCACGGCUUUUGAGCAAACCUAUCAAGAAAGGGGGCUUGGACCUCUACUAUGCUGAUUCGGAGUUGGACGGCAUACUACCCAAUGAAGAUGGCUGCGCUAGAACUCGUGGUUUCUUCAGGUUGUCUGCAAAGGAAAAGCGACGGCUUAUCAGGCGGCCAGAAGACGAGCAAUAUGACAAGACAGUUAUAAGCGAACGAGAUGAGGCUGCCGUUCGGCACAAUGUUGUACUCACUAAAGAAUCUCGUUCGAUGCAUCGACGACUUCUAACCACAAUGGGAGACACGAAUACGGAUUUCUUUAAAGUCAAUCAGCUUAAGUAUCGUAAAAAGAUGAUCAAAUUUGCUCGAUCAAGAAUUCAUGGUUGGGGAUUAUACGCAAUGGAACCAAUAGCACCAGAUGAUAUGAUUGUGGAAUACGUGGGACAGAAGAUACGAAAUACAGUGGCCGAUGUACGCGAAAAAGCUUACGAGCGACGUGGAAUCGGUAGUAGUUAUCUGUUUCGAAUUGAUGAUACUACUGUUAUCGAUGCCACCCGUAUGGGGAACUUUGCUCGAUUUAUAAACCAUUCAUGCCAGCCAAAUUGUUACGCAAAGGUGGUUACGGUUGAUGGAGACAAGCGUAUUGUGAUAUACAGCAAGACCCUCAUAAAUAAAGGAGACGAAAUCACAUACGACUACAAGUUUCCGAUCGAAGAAGACAAGGUGGACUGUCUUUGUGGUGCCCCAAACUGUCGUGGAACGCUUAAUUAA
Messenger RNA from Angiostrongylus costaricensis, 936 nucleotides. The record is from the annotation of a GenBank genome assembly. Lineage: Eukaryota; Metazoa; Nematoda; Chromadorea; Rhabditida; Metastrongylidae.